GCUAGCAGCAUUAUUCUGAAAUAUCUCAAUGAUCAGAACAGACCUUACAGCACCCAGGAUGUGUUCAGUAACCUGCAAAGGGAUCACGGUCUAGGAAAAACGGCAGUUGUCAAGACCAUGGAGUUGCUGGCUCAAAAAGGGAAGAUCAAGGAGAAAGUUUAUGGAAAACAGAAAAUCUACUUUGCAGAUCAGGAGCAGUUUCCAAGCGUUAGUGACUCAGAGCUUAAGGAUCUCGAUGCCCAAGUCACAGAACUUUCUAGCAAACUGCAGAGUUCUCAGCAGAGCUGCCGCCAGCUGGAGUCAGAGCUGAAAGAUUUGACCAGCUCCUUAACCACAGAGGAGAUGCUAAAAGAAGUCUCUUGCUUAAAGGAAGAAUGUGACAGACAUGAGCACAAACUGACAAACAUAAAGUCUGCCACGAAUCACGUUACUCCUGCAGAAAAAGAAAAGGUCUACGGUGAGCGAAAACAUUUCUGCAAAGAAUGGAAAAAGAGAAAACGGAUGGCAACAGACAUUUUUGAUGCAAUUCUUGAAGGAUAUCCCAAAAGCAAGAAGCAGUUUUUUGAGGAAGUUGGAGUUGAGACAGAUGAAGACUGCAAUGUGACCGUGCCAGAUGUGUGAUUCUUACAUCAUUUGGACAGUAUGAACAAAGUUGUACUGAAAAGAUUCAGGGAGUCUGGAACACAUAAACGUGUCUUAUAGCGAAGACUUGCAAUGGAAACCAUUAAUGCACAAGAGCGUUUAUUCUUCCUGAUCAUUACUGCACACAUUUAUCCAGAUAGUUGUAUUGGAAUUGGCUGCUUGUAAGCAGAAGUCUCAUUGUUUGUUUGUAGCCCAUGAAGACAACAGAACUGGCUGAAAGUUAUACGUGAGUUUCAUGUGGGUAAUACAGCCAGCUGAUACGCCAAAUAUCCGGUGUGAGUAUCCGCUGUAUCCCAAAUAUCUGCUGUAUCACAGAGAAAGAUGUUCCUUGCAUCAGUUAAUAAGGGAAAGUUAUGUUUGAUAUCACUGUUAAUGUAUAUUGCACUGAAGCAAGUGCUACAAUUGACAAUUAAAUAUUUUUUUUCUCAACGA
Xenopus laevis (African clawed frog) is the source of this 1074-nucleotide messenger RNA. It is a transcript of the gene psmc3ip.L, whose product is annotated as PSMC3 interacting protein L homeolog. Gene Ontology annotation, cellular component: condensed nuclear chromosome; nucleus; DNA recombinase auxiliary factor complex. The record is from RefSeq and is marked provisional. Gene Ontology annotation, biological process: homologous chromosome pairing at meiosis; meiotic joint molecule formation; meiotic strand invasion involved in reciprocal meiotic recombination. Gene Ontology annotation, molecular function: recombinase activator activity; double-stranded DNA binding. NCBI's taxonomy places the organism in Eukaryota, Metazoa, Chordata, Amphibia, Anura, Pipidae.